GGGAAAUAUCUUAUAAAGCUUCAUGCACCCUGCCACAAAAACCAGUCCAAAGAACCAAGUAUCCUGCACCAUCAAAAUCGCUUUCCCUUCUUUACUCUACGACAUGGCAUCCAGCGAUACUGCUAGCAAUUCUCCGGGCUGGACAACCGUCGACCCGCAUGAAUUCCGCGAGAGUUCAGAAGAUCAAUGGACUCACGAGGCUCCCCCUCUCAUCGCCAUCGUCGGAAUGGCUGCACGGCUGCCUGGUGGCAUUUCAUCCCCCGAAGACUUUUGGCAAUUUAUGAUUGACAAGAGAUGCGCAUCCGCUCCAGUUCCUGCGGGGAGAUACAACGUGGACGCCUUCCACGGGACUCCUGGCGUGGAUACACAAUCGGUAAUUGCCAAGCACGGCUUUUUUCUUGACGGCGACUAUCUGGGAAAAGUUGAUACUUCCUUUUUCCAUAACAAUCGAUACGAGCAUGGGUUUGUAGACCCCCAACAGACUAUUCUAUCGGAAGUGGUUUGGGAGUGCAUGGAGAGCGGCGGACAAGUCAAUUGGCAAGGCAAGGAAAUUGGAUGUUUUGUAGGCACCUUUGGGGAGGACUGGCUAGAUCUCACAGCGAAGGACACCCAAAACCUGAACCCGCUCCACGUCGUAGGAACUGGGGACUAUGCGGUAUCCAACAGAGUAUCAUUCGAAUACGACCUCAAGGGCCCGUGCAUGACUUGUCGAACUGCUUGCUCAUCCUCGCUUGUGGCUCUCCACGAGGCAUGUCAGGCAAUUGCUCUCGGCGACUGCCCUUCAGCGAUAGUUGGAGGUUCCAGCCUGAUAUACACUCCCACAAUGACGACCAAUAUGUCACAGGCCGGGGCAUUGUCUCCUGAUGGGAUCUGUAAAACAUUCGAUGCGGAAGCCAACGGUUACGCCAGAGCGGAGGGAGUAUGCGCCUUGUAUAUAAAGAAGCUAGACGAUGCCAUCCGUGACAAAGAUCCAGUCCGUGGCGUCAUACGAGCGGUUGCGACAUAUUUUGAUGGCCGAACAAACCACAUCACGGUCCCAUCAUCGGCCGGACAAGAGGCGCUGAUCCGGAAGGCCUACCGAAAGGCCCAUCUCGAAAAUCUUGCAGAGACCGCAUUUGUUGAAUGUCACGGCACGGCCACCCGGGUGGGGGAUGUCGUUGAAACCACUGCCGUGGCCGAUGCCUUCGGACGCCAUCCCAUGAUUAUCGGAGGGGUGAAAUCGAACAUUGGUCACACCGAGGGCGCAGCGGGUCUCGCAGGCCUGAUUAAAGCAGUGCUUGCUCUGGAGCACAGACAAAUUCCUCCCAACGUCAACUUUUCGACACCAAAUCCAAACAUUCUGUUUGACGAAGCAGGUUUGACGGUACCUGUUGAUGUUCUCCCCUGGCCAGCCGACCGCAAAGAACGAGUCAGUGUCAACUGCUUCGGGGUUGGUGGUACCAAUGCCCAUGUCAUUGUGGAUUCAGCCGCAUCGAUGAUGCCCCCAAAGGCAAUAGCGGCAUUGGGGACGAACAACAAUAGUCUGCGACUCUUGCCAUUGUCAGCUAGUGGCCCUAAGUCCCUUGAUCAGCGGGCGAUGGACAUAAAAGAAUACAUUUCCCGUCAUCAUGAGGCAGUGCCCGAUCUGGCUUAUACCCUCUAUGCAAAGCGAGAGCAUCUUCGUCACAGGGCAUUCGCAGUUACCGGUGGAGAAGUUCCACUUGAUUCUAUUGAAUUCACCAAAGCCGACAAUACAAAGAAUGGAUCAAAAAUCGUGACAUUUGUUUUCCCUGGCCAGGGAGCUCAGUGGGCAGGAAUGGGUGCGGAGUUGAUGAAAAACUUUACGUCCUUCAGGAAGGACGUAGAAUACAUGGACCGGGUACUGCAGAGUCUGCCCAACGCACCCACGUGGAGGAUGCACGAGGAGUUGGUUAAAAUAGACCCCGAGAGUGACAUUAACCGACCCGAUAUAGCACAGCCUCUGUGCACUGCGGUUCAAAUCAGUUUGGUAAAUCUUCUCAAAUCAUGGGGAAUCACCCCAGACAAAGUCAUAGGUCAUUCCAGUGGAGAGUUCGCAGCGGCCUAUGCAGCCAACGCCUUGUCCAUGGCCACGGCAAUCAUAUUGGCCUAUACUCGCGGGUUAAUUGCCAAUAUGGCUCCCGAGGGAGGCAUGUUCGCAGUGGCGGUUGGCAGAGACAGUAUCAGUCAAUAUCUGGGCGACGCAGUGGAAUUGGCAUGCGAAAAUAGCCCGAACAGCGUCACCCUUGCUGGGAGCCGUGAUCAGCUGGAAUGUGUAGCAACUCGAAUCCAAAAUGAACAGCCGGACACUCUUACGAAAAUGCUACCGGUUGAGCGGGCGUAUCACUCCGGAUUUAUGGCUUCCGUGGGUGCCGAGUACGAAGAGCUCUCAAGGCAUCACCUAGUCAGCCAUCCCGAGGAAAUGACCCCAAUGUACUCAACGGUAACUGGAACAGUAAUCACACAGCCUACCACAUCCACGCAGAGCAAACACCAGGUCGUGAUAGAGAUAGGGUCUAACUCAGCACUCCGGGGGCCAAUCCAGCAAAUACUCCGCUCAGUCAGCAUGAGCUUUACAUACUGUGCGACAAUGAGAAGCAACGAAAGUAACCUGUCUCGCAUCCUCUCUGUCGCUGGAACAGCUUAUGUCAACCACCUACCUGUUGAUCUUCUCGCUGUCAAUGGUGGGUAUCAGGGCGAAAUACUCACUGACCUUCCUCCCUAUUCAUGGCAGCGCGAAGAAAUCCCCUGGGCGGAAACUCGCAUCAGUAAACAAUGGCGCCUGCGCCAAUUCCCCCGUCAUGAGCUUCUCGGAGCGCCAUGCCUGGAAUCCAAUGACUUCGAGCCUGCAUGGCGAAAUAUCCUGAAGGGUGAGGAGGUUCCCUGGAUUAACCACCAUCGCAUGAUGGGCCUUGUCGUAUUUCCAGCCGUUGGAUACGUGGCAUUGGCAUCGGAAGCCAUACGCCAAAUAACUGGCCAAACUACCUGCACAAUAGAGCAGGUUCUGCUCAUGGAAGCCCUCGUUCGAGAUGAGGAUGAAAUUGAAAUAAUGACAACGCUACGAAAGAUGACAUUGAAUGCUACUAUGGACUCGGACUGGUAUGAGUUCACGGUAUGUUCUUACAAUGGUCAAGGAUGGACUAAGCAUUGCUCUGGGAAGGUGAGAGGAAGCACAGACCAGCCCCUUCCGUCUAACAAGAUUUCAGAGCCAUUCACCAGACAUAUUUCAUCGUACCAAUGGUACCGCAGAUGCGAGAAAAAAGGCCUUGAAUAUGGGUCCCGGUUCGAAGGACUGCAAGGUAUUACUGCAAGUCCACUAACGAAUGCAGCUCGUGGGCGGUUGGAGGAUGACCGCGAACUCCAUGACAGCUAUUACGCAAUACACCCAACAAUUGUGGAUCAGUGUCUUCAAGUAAUGCUGGUUGCCAGUGACAAGGGGGCCUCGCACUAUCCUGACAAGGCGGGCAUGCCGUUGUAUAUCGACCGGGUGUACCUGGCCCCAGGAAGCAGCUCAAUGCUCGUCGAGGCGACGACGACUGAUUCAACAAAAGAAAGUUUAAGUGGAUACUACAAAGUAGUUUCUGAGUCAACGGGUGACAUCGUUCUGGAAAUGAAGGGACUGCGCUUAUUGCCUAUACCGGAAGCUGGCCAAGAAACGAAAGGAUCGUUCCUGCCGGCGGCCCAACAAGUACCAUCGCCCAUUGACAUAAGCCAACAGAAGACUCAAUCUCUGGCCAUAGCCGGAUUUCUCUUAAUAUUCGAGAUGAUAGAUGCUCUGGGAUCUCAGACUUCGCUACCCUCUCACUUGGAGAAUUACAGAAAACUCAGUAUGGACAUAGGCAGGAAAGUAUUCCAGGGAGAAUAUGACCAUAUUCCAGGUGUCAAGCAGAUUAAGAACAUGGAUAAGGAUCAACGCAAGGCCCUGUUCAAAUCCUUGCAGGGCCAAUAUCCCGAUGCUAGGGUUGAACGAUGCUAUAGCGACGCUUGGGCGUAUGCCAGUGAGCAUCCGGACCAGCUGAUAAGCGGAAGCAUCUUUCAAGACACCACGCUCUUAGAGACCAUCAGGGGGAUUGUUGAGUGGGGCCUUGAGCUUUACGACUGGAACAGAUUCCUUGGUCCUCUUGCCCACGCGAAUCCUCAUCUGCGCGUCUUGGAGGUUGGAGCUGGGGCUGGUUCGGCAACAGCCACAAUUCUGGAAAGCUUGACUACUGAUCACGGUGAUCGUCUCUUUAGUCAAUUUAUGGUAACCGACAGCGUACCUGGGCUGGUCAAGCAAUUGGAAGAGCGUUUUGAAAGUGUACCAAAAGUGGAGUACAAAACACUGGAUAUCUCAAAGAGUGUGACAGACCAGGGCUUCACAGAGAAUUGUUACGAUCUAGUGAUUGCGUGCAAUGUCCUAUGUGAGACACCUGUUCUUAGCGAGUCAUUGGCGCAGAUCCGCUCUCUACUUGUGCCUGGGGGGCGGUUGCUCUUGUACGAGCCCUGCUCCGAAAUCCCACAUGUUGAUGCCAUCAUGGGAAUUCUUCCAGGCUAUUGGUUGGGCAUGGGCGACUACCGGGGGGACAAGCCUCACGUUUCUGUGGAGCGCUGGGAAGAGGAAUUUUGCCGGGCAGGUUUUUCUGGGCUCGACGGUGUCCGUUACAAUGCACCGGCGCCACUCCACUGGCAGGCACUGAUGCUAACAACAAACCCCGUGAUCAAACCUCCACGCGAAUCUAUCAACCUGCUUUGCAGAUCAGAGACAAGGUCUCACUCUUGGAUACAGAGUCUGGCGGGUUGCCUGUCCUCCGACGGAUAUGACGUGUGUUGGUGCACUUUUGGAGAAGAGCUCCCCACUGAAGAUGUUAUCGCAUUACUCGAUUUUAAAAGCCCAUUCCUAGAUGACAUGUCCCAAUCUACCUACAAUACGAUUCAGGGCUGGAUGUCCUCAGUGAAGCGUCUCCUCUGGGUGACUCAUUCGAUGCAGAUGGAAUGCAAGGACCCUCGGUUUUGCCUCAUCCUGGGCCUCACGCGCACAUUGCGAUGUGAGUUGAAUGUUGAUAUUGGCACGUGUGAGAUUGACUCAUUUGACGAGACCGCAACUCCUAUGGUGAUUCAAGCGUACAAGCAGCUGGGUAAGCCAAUUCCGGGAAAGUCAGUCCGCGAUUUCGAGUUCAUACUACAUCGGGGCGCAGGCCAUACCGGUCGUGCAGCCCUCACCAAGGUCGUAGAUCACCUCCAUGCCACGGAAAAGCCAAAUUCGUAUCUGUUAGAUAUCCAAACUAUCGGAGAUUUGAGCUCUCUUGGAUGGAAACCCAUUCCUAGGGAAGAGGUCGGUCCACAAGACGUCGAAGUCAAGGCCAGUUAUUUGGCGCUCAACUUCAAAGACCUUAUGAUGUCUCUGGGUGUUGUGGAACGAACUAAGACAAUGGAUUUCUGCUUCGAGGGAAGCGGUUUUGUGACUCGCGUGGGAUCAGAGGUGACAACAUUCCGAGUCGGUGAUCCAGUCGUCGUUUUUGACCCGCAACCGACGAAGACCCUGGCAGUCUUUCCGGCUGAUCGGGUGAUCCCCGCUCCCAAGCGUCUCACGUUGGCAGAAGCUGCCGCCACUCCAAGUGCUUAUUUGACGGCUAUAUAUACACUGAUAGGUAUUGGAAAGCUGCAGAAGGAUCAGUCUGUCUUGAUUCAUUCCGCGUGUGGUGCAGUCGGACUGGCGGCAGUGCAUAUCUGCCAGAGCAUCGGCGCCGAGGUGUUUGCUUCGGUUGGUAGCGACGAAAAAGUCGAGUAUCUGAUGAAGACAUUUGGGAUUCCACGCUCGCACAUCUUCGAUUCACAUAGUGUUUCAUUUCUCUCUGGGAUCAUGCGGGAAACCAAUAGCAGGGGCGUCGAUCUGGUGCUCAAUUCGCUAGCUGGGGAGCUUCUGCGAGCGUCAUGGAAAUGUGUUGCUCAAUUCGGCAAAUUGAUCGAGAUUGGGAAAAAAGACAUCUUGGGUCAUGGCAUGCUUGACCUUAAUGGCUUUCAAGGGUGUCGUUCAUACUGUGGCUUCGACUUGUAUAGUGUGGCCUAUGACGAUGCUGCAACAGCGAGGUGGGCCCUUGAAACAGCUAUCAAGAAGUUAGAUGAAACAGCGCACAGACCUCUGCACACACUUUUCCAAGUGGACCAGGUUGAAGAAGCCAUGCGACAGAUGCAGAAGGGGCAGCACAUUGGAAAAUUCGUGCUUGAAAUGCCGGACGAUGAGAGCAAAUAUCAAUUACUUCCCGCACAGGCCCGGUUCAGUUUCUCGCCGACGUCCUCGUACCUGCUUGUUGGUGGCUUGAGAGGCAUUGGCCGGGCUGUCGUCCGAUGGAUGGUGGAGCAUGGAGCUCGCGACUUCGUAUUCCUUUCUCAAUCUGCCGGAUCCCGUGAAGAGGAUCAGUUGUUUGCUCAAGAGCUUGAAAGUCAAGGAUGCCGCGUGGUGAUGGUGGCCGGAAGUGUAACAGAUGCGGACACCGUUCAGCGCGCUAUUCAAAACAACGGACGUCUAAUCUCCGGUGUUAUUCAGAUGUCAGCUGUCCUGAAGGAUCAACUAUUCGACAAGAUGUCAUACGAAGAGUGGACCACAAGUCUAGCAACCAAGGUCCAAGGGACUUGGAACCUUCACAGUGCUCUUAAGAACCGAUCCCUAGAUUUCUUCAUUGUAUUCAGCUCCGCAGUCAGCAUAAUUGGAAACCCGGGACAGGCCAAUUACGCCGCUGCGAAUUCCUUCUUAGAUGGGUUUGUUCAGUAUCGUCGAGGACUAGGCCUACCUGCUUCGCUAGUCAGUCUUGGGCCAGUCGAUGAAAUGGGUCUUAUGUCACAACAGCCGGAGCUUCUGUCUAAAGCACGUCAAGCAUCCCACCACAUGAUGGGGGAAGGAGAUGUGCUGAAGGCAUUCCAGCUGGCUCUUCUCUCGGCAACAGAUGGUUUGUCCCCUACGCGUCCGGCAAUAGUGGUCUCUGGACUUUCUCCGGCCGUUAUGACGGGUGAUCCAUGGCUCCGACAGGAUGCGCGGUUUUCCACUCUUCCAACAGGGACCGUCGCAUCGACCACCGGGGAUAUUGACGACGAGCAAUUGCAGCGGCAACUUCUGUCAUUUCGAGACGACCCCACACCCCUAAUUGACGGCACAUGUGAGGCCUUAAUCAUCGAAAAACUCGGCGAGCAGAUCGCUACGCAUAAUGGGUUGACCGAGGAGAUGGGCCUAGACCAAUACGGUAGUCUUGAGGUAGAUUCCCUGAUGGGUUUGCAGAUUAAACAUUGGCUGCGCCGUAAGGUGGAGGUAGAGGUCCCGCUCGGGGACAUCAUCAAGGCGAGAACGGUUGGCAACAUCGCCAAGUUGGUUACAGAGACUCUUCGUACAAGAUAUGGGGCGAAGGAGGAAGAUGGCGCCACGGCUUAGGGAGCCCGCCGAAGAUGAAGUAUAUGUGAGACUCGGAUGAGAAUUUUCGUAUCAUAAUGAGUGUAAACAAAAAAGAGCAAACUGACUAAGUUCAUGAGGAUAGUGCAACUACUUAGCCCAUGAGCCCAUCUACACUCAGAAAUCUUGUAGUCUAGAGAAUAAUAAGUCAAUGCUAGGCCUGUC
Messenger RNA from Aspergillus neoniger CBS 115656, 7579 nucleotides. RefSeq lists its product as uncharacterized. Gene Ontology annotation, molecular function: fatty acid synthase activity; oxidoreductase activity. Gene Ontology annotation, biological process: secondary metabolite biosynthetic process; fatty acid biosynthetic process. NCBI's taxonomy places the organism in Eukaryota, Fungi, Ascomycota, Eurotiomycetes, Eurotiales, Aspergillaceae. The coding region runs from base 23 to 7396 and encodes 2457 amino acids. The transcript is spliced from 11 exons. The record is from RefSeq and is a predicted model, not a curated record.